AUGGGGGAGGCUGCAGAGAGAAUACAUAUAAAGAAUUGUUACGCUGAACCAUGGAAGGUCCCGUACUCGGAUAUUCGCUUGGCGAGCAAGCAGACGGAGUCAGUCGGAAUGGCGUGCAGCUAUCGAUAUGUUGCUGCCCCAUGGGACGUUGGUGGGGGAGGCAUGAUGGGCCUGAUUAAUCUGGCGGACUGUGGCAGGAAUCCUCCAGUGACUAAGAUAAAGGGACACACAGGAUCUAUACAAGACCUUGCAUUCAGCCCUUUCUAUGAGUCGAUUCUUGCCUCUGGAUCAGAGGACAUGACGAUCCGUAUUUGGGACGUCCCUAGCGAUCCGCCUCCUGGGCACGAGCUAAAGGACCCCGUGGCCAUACUGACGGGGUCUGCGAAGAAGGUCAUCGCUACAGAAUGGAAUCCUGUAGCGGAUUUUAUUCUUGCAUCGGGAUGCUUUGACGGAGCCGUUGCACUGUGGGACGUUGACUCGGCUUCCUUAGUCAGUUCAAUCCAACUGAGCGACUCAGUUCUAUCUGUUAAGUGGAGUAACUGCGGAGACACGUUGGCUACUACAAGCAAAGACAAGGCUCUUAGCAUAAUUGACCCGAGAGCAAAGAACAUUGUGGCCUCUGUCAACUGCCACGAAGGCCCGAAAGCAACAAAAUGCUGUUGGAUCGACGGGUUUGCGGGGGCUGCUGGUCACGUGCUCACUACUGGCUCUAGCAAGACAAACGUCAGGGAAUUGCAUCUCUGGGACAUCAAGAAUAUAGCCAAGCCGCUUCUUCGCCUGGAAAUCGACCGCGGUUCGCAGCCAUUAUAUCCUAUCUUCGACGAAACCCUCGGGAUGCUCUAUGUAGCAGGCAAGGGGGACGGAAACCUACGGUACUUCCAGUUCUUUGCAGGAGAACUUCGCCGCGUUGAUGAAUACCGGUCGAAUGUCCCCAUUAAGUCUUUCUGCUUCAUUCCAAAGCUAGCCGUCGACCAAAAACGAGCGGAGAUAGGGAGAAUGCUCAAGAACGAGAAUGGAAAGGUCCUUCUUCCCGUUUCAUUCAUUGUUCCCCGGAAGAACAUGGACGUGUUUCAGGCGGACCUCUACCCUCCUACUCCUGGCGUCGAUGCAGCCCUGACUGCGGCUCAGUGGCUGUCGGGGGAAAAUGGAGAGGUCAAACGCAUAGCUCACCAGCCGGGAAACAUUCCGCAGUUCAAGGGGGCUGCCAAAAGCCAAGUAACUCAAACAGGAGGAGUUCGAAGGCUUGAAUCUGUCAGGAGCGUCUCCGGGCAGGCACCGUCUGUGUUGCAAAAGACUGUAGAGAAGGCUCAAGACGAGACAAAAAGACUCGACGCUGUCAACAAGUCGCAGGAAACGCACAUUCACCAACUGGAGGCCCGUAUCAAGGAACUCGAGCCUCUAGAGGAGAAGGUGAAGCAGCAGGAGGCCAAAAUCAAAGUUCUUGAGAGACAGUUACAAGAAUCAGCAAAACAGAGUUCCAGCAACAGCUCUGGGGAGCUGGAGGAAAAGAUUAAACACCUCGAAGCCGAUAAUGUAUCCCUCCGUGCUCAGCUCGAAGACAGCGCUUCGAAAGUUGUUCAGGCUUUGAAAGAAAGUAAGGCCAAAGAUGCGGAACUGCAGAAGCUUCGUAGUCAACUGCAAGCGUCGGAAAAACAACUGACGGAACUGAGCAGCAACAUGGCAAGGGCCGAGGGCACAUUGCAUCGAGCCGCUACUUUGUCGGGAUUGGAUGAAGGUGUUCGCCAGGAGUUUAAUGAGGUAUGCGCUCUGCGCCUUUCCAGCGAGUUGCAGUAG
Messenger RNA from Eimeria maxima, 1794 nucleotides. RefSeq lists its product as hypothetical. Bases 1 to 1794 code for a protein of 597 amino acids. The record is from RefSeq and is a predicted model, not a curated record. The transcript is spliced from 15 exons. Gene Ontology annotation, molecular function: actin filament binding. NCBI's taxonomy places the organism in Eukaryota, Apicomplexa, Conoidasida, Eucoccidiorida, Eimeriidae. Gene Ontology annotation, biological process: actin filament organization.